AUGACUGAACGACCUGCCACUGGUGCGGUCUAUGAGACACUGAUCAACCUCGGUCAAGAGGUAAUGGUCGUCACAUCCGCGUAUGGCCCCAAGUACAUGAGCAGCUUGUCAACUCCAGAUGGCAAGCCGCUACCAGAGAAGCAGCUAUCCGAAGGCCUAUUUGUACACUGGGGCGAUCGAGCCCGCGCCCGCCUCGAGGCUACGACCUUCAAGCUCGACCCGCCGAAAUGGGUGCUAAUCAACCAAGUGCAGGGACCUUCAGACACGCUCGGCAUAGUCUCCAGAUGCCUCCGUCGAUAUGGAUGGGCUACGCAACAGCUUCCCACCUGGGAGGACAGGAUAACUUUCCCCAUCGGGACGUACUGCUAUUCUGCAAUCCUUGGCACACCGAACUCCAAUGGAAUCGCGAUGUUCCUUAUCACGCACAAAUUCCGCCUCAAAACAUCCACAAUAGCAUCCGUUACGGUUUACGGAUCAGGCUCCAGGAAUGGAGAGGGGCAGGAAGUUCCGAGUCUGUUGUGGUACAUCUCCAAAGAACGGUCUGUGCGUCGUUUCCGAAACGAAAACGAAGCCUAUCAAGAGAACAAUCCCGAGGACAACGACAUAACAGAGGUCCCACAUCGUCUACAGCCUCAGCCAGUUGACCCUCGUGGAGACGACUGCUGGGUUGGAGGAAUCUGCGGCUAG
This is a messenger RNA of Zasmidium cellare ATCC 36951, 687 nucleotides long. RefSeq lists its product as uncharacterized. The transcript has 5 exons. Lineage: Eukaryota; Fungi; Ascomycota; Dothideomycetes; Mycosphaerellales; Mycosphaerellaceae. The record is from RefSeq and is a predicted model, not a curated record. Bases 1 to 687 code for a protein of 228 amino acids.